CCUCCUCCUCUUCCUCCUGUAUGAGUCAGGCAUUUCCCGGGGAUUUGGAGCAGCCACGCGCGGCCCGGGCGCCGGGAGCUGUAGCAGCAGCCGCCGCCGCCGCCGCCGCCGCGCCAGGAGCUCCAGCGCCGGGGCCGCCACCGCGGCGGGCACCCGCGUUCCCGGCGCGCACGGACCAUGGAGAGGGCGGCCCAAGGCGCAGACGGCGGCGGGGGCAGCAACAGCAGCAGCCGCAGCAGCAGCCGCGCCACCUCGGCGGGCUCCUCGCCCUCCUGCUCCCUGGCCGGCCGGGGGGUCUCCAGCCGAUCGGCGGUAGCGGGGUUCGGCGGCGGGGGCAGCCGGAGCAGCCCGGGCUCGGUGGCCGCUAGUCCGUCCGGAGGAGGUGGCCGCAGGAGGGAGCCGGCGCUCGAGGGCGUGCUCAGCAAAUACACCAACCUCCUCCAGGGCUGGCAGAACAGGUACUUUGUGCUGGAUUUUGAGGCUGGCAUCCUGCAGUAUUUUGUGAACGAGCAAAGCAAACACCAGAAGCCUCGGGGAGCCCUGUCUCUGUCUGGAGCCAUAGUGUCCCUGAGCGACGAAGCCCCCCACAUGUUGGUGGUGUACUCCGCUAACGGAGAGAUGUAUAAACUGAGAGCUGCCGAUGCAAAGGAGAAACAGUUUUGGGUGACUCAGCUUCGAGCUUGUGCCAAAUACCACAUGGAAACGAGUUCUAAGACGACUCCAAGUUCCCGAAGCCGCAGUCUCACUUUGCUCCCCCAUGGAACGCCCAAUCCUGCGUCUCCCUGUAGCCAGAGACACCUCGGCGCGGGGGCCCCCGGUGUUGUCACAAUCACGCAUCACAAGUCGCCUGCAGCUGCCCGAAGAGCCAAGAGUCAGUAUCCCGGCCAGCUUCACGAAGUCAGAGAGAUGAUGAACCAGGUGGAAGGACAGCAAAAGAACCUCGUGCACGCCAUCGAGUCUCUGCCAGGCUCUGGCCCCCUCACUGCCUUGGACCAGGAUCUGCUGCUCCUGAAAGCUACCUCCGCCGCCACCCUCAGCUGCCUUGGGGAGUGCCUCCACUUGCUCCAGCAGAGUGUGCAGCAGGUGGGCCAGCCCAGCCACAAGCCGGGGGCCUCAGAAAACAUCCUGGGAUGGCACGGGCCCAAGUCACAUUCCACAGAGCAGCUGAAAAAUGGGACACUUGGCUCUUUACCAUCAGCCAGUGCCAACAUAACCUGGGCGAUUUUACCAAACUCCGCUGAAGAUGAGCAAAGCUUGCCGCCGGAGCCCGAGCCAAACUCGGGCCCUGAACUGGUUUUGUCCGAAGAUGAAAAAAGUGACACUGAAGAUAAGGAAGAGACAGAAUUGGGCGUCAUGGAGGAUCAACGGAGUAUAAUUCUUCAUCUCAUUUCACAGCUCAAACUGGGAAUGGAUUUGACCAAGGUGGUGCUUCCCACGUUCAUCCUGGAGAAGCGAUCCCUGCUGGAGAUGUACGCAGACUUUAUGGCCCAUCCGGACCUGCUGCUGGCCAUCACCGCCGGGGCCACACCAGAGGAGAGAGUCAUUUGCUUCGUGGAAUAUUAUCUCACGGCCUUCCAUGAGGGCCGCAAGGGGGCCCUGGCCAAGAAGCCCUACAACCCCAUUAUCGGUGAGACGUUUCACUGCUCCUGGGAGGUUCCCAAAGACAGGGUCAAGCCAAAGAGGACUGCCCCCCAUUCUCCUGCUGGCCAUGAACAGCUGACAGCUGAGGACCCUUCCAAAAGCUACAAACUGAGGUUUGUGGCCGAGCAGGUGUCCCAUCAUCCCCCCAUCUCCUGCUUCUACUGUGAGUGCAAGGAAAAGAGACUGUGCGUCAACACUCAUGUAUGGACCAAAAGCAAGUUCAUGGGCAUGUCCGUGGGGGUCUCCAUGAUAGGGGAAGGUGUGCUGAGGCUCCUGGAACAUGGGGAGGAGUACGUGUUCACCCUGCCCAGUGCCUACGCGCGGUCCAUUCUCACCAUCCCCUGGGUGGAGCUCGGAGGCAAAGUGAGCAUCAGCUGUGCCAAGACGGGGUACUCGGCGACAGUCAUAUUCCACACGAAGCCUUUUUAUGGAGGGAAAGUCCACAGGGUCACAGCCGAAGUGAAGCACAACCCAACUAACACCAUUGUUUGUAAAGCCCAUGGGGAAUGGAAUGGUACCUUAGAGUUCACCUACAACAGCGGAGAGACCAGGGUCAUCGACACAACCACACUGCCAGUGUAUCCCAAGAAGAUCAGACCUCUGGAGAAGCAGGGGCCCAUGGAGUCCAGGAACCUCUGGCAGGAGGUGACCAGAUACCUGCGGCUGGGGGACAUUGAUGCUGCCACCGAGCAGAAGCGGCGCCUGGAGGAGAAGCAGCGGGUGGAGGAACGGAAACGGGAGAACCUCCACACGCCCUGGCAGCCCAAGUAUUUUAUCCAGGAGGGUGACGGCUGGGUGUACUUCAAUCCACUUUGGAAGGCACACUGAUGGGGUGGUGGUGCAGAUCUUUCAGAAAGAGCCCUGUUUUUGUAGGAAUUAAAGUGGUGCAGUAUCAAGGUUCUCCUGGUAUUCACUAAGACCUGUUGAUAUCAUUCAAGAAAUGGUACCUGAGAGGGAAAUGAUAUACUGUGAAAAUGCACUACCAAACCACUCUAGGAUUGAAUUUACUCAAGAGCCAUUUGGGGCAUGUGUGUGUACACCGGUCUGUGUGUGAGUUCUCAGUACACUGUAUGUUCACACACAUGCACUAUAUACACAUAUCUGCUGGGUAUUAUUACACAUGUAAAUACUGCACUUACCAAGAUUUAAGUGGGUAAUUACGAGCUCCUUUUUAUCAAUGAGGUUUGAAGUUUUCUAUUUUUCACUUUGCCAAAAAUGUUUUGCACUCACAAAAGUAUUCUCGUGUAGUCAAGUCCUGUCAAAACAGAGGUGAACUGGUAUGGCCCAGUUGGUGUCCAUAUGGUAGAAAGUGGCUCAUUCCUGGAGGAAGUGUAGGUGGCUGUCAAUUCACAAUUAUUUUUGUGAUUCCCACCUCCCUUUUAGCAUUUAUCCUUACUCAAGAAAGAGAAACUAUUUCCUGCUGAAUGGCAAAUGGGCAAGAAGCCAUUAAGGGUUUGUGCCAGAGCCUUCCAUGAGGGAGCGUCUUUGGGAGAAGCAGGCUCACCUUGGAAUUAGCGUCCCAUCUCCUUGCCCCAGAAUCUUUCUGACAAUUUCUUCUGCACCAAGCAUUAGACAUUUUUCAGAAGCUGUUGCUUUUAGAAAACAAGUCAGAUGAAGACUUCACUACUUUUGUGAUGAAAAAGGGCUUUAGAAGUUAAAUACACGCAUGCAUAUAAAAAACUGCACAACCACAGCCUCAAUUUUGUAUUUAGUCUGGGGGGAGAGAAAAGAAUUUUCUGUCUGUGGUGGUGGUGGUUCUUUUUUUUUAAGUGCGCCUCUCUUGUUUGACCCAAACUCAGCAAGAAAACCACUGUGAUUAAAUGACACACAUAGAAAGACUGCAAAAGCGUUCCAUGGUUUCAGUUGAAUUUCAGUCCUCAGCCUUUACAAAUGAGGUCAAGACAUGACUAGAAUAUAAAGCAAGGAAAAAAUGAAGUAUUUGAUUUUUUGCUCAAUGCUUAAUUUAUUUUUUACUGUGCCACUCAGAAUAUUUAUAAAAAUCCAGUAGCAUGAAUGCUUCUCUGUAGUAAUACUGAUUUUUGUGCCUUUUGUCUGCUUUCUUAAGACCAAUUGUUCACUUUGUAGAUAUUAGACAAUAUAUUUCAAUUAAGUACUAUA
This is a messenger RNA of Mustela erminea (ermine), 3759 nucleotides long. It is a transcript of the gene OSBPL10, whose product is annotated as oxysterol binding protein like 10. The coding region runs from base 178 to 2469 and encodes 763 amino acids. Lineage: Eukaryota; Metazoa; Chordata; Mammalia; Carnivora; Mustelidae. Gene Ontology annotation, cellular component: cytosol; membrane; intracellular membrane-bounded organelle. Gene Ontology annotation, molecular function: cholesterol binding. The transcript is spliced from 12 exons. The record is from RefSeq and is a predicted model, not a curated record.